AUGGAAUCGGCCUAUCCACAAGAGUACCUUCCCCUCUAUCAUCACAACUACGCGUCAAUUCGUGACUUUGACGAAGUCGACAGAGACUGUUCAAACGCCGGCGCCUACACCAACGGCAACGUGACAGACUCCCACAACGUCUCCGACGCGUCGUUUGAAAUUGAGCACCAAAUGAAGCUCGAAUUGCCCUCUGACAGCGUCACCGUCUUCAAAAAACUGCGCAUCAAUCUCAACUCAAUGCAAGUAGACAUAUUCGAUGGGAGAUUCAGUGACACGUGGGGAAAGCAAUUCGUUCCCUAUGCAUCCGCGAGAUCUUGCUCAACGGGCACCUGUCGUCUGGGAAAGUUUUUGAUAAACCUUGAGGGCACUGGGUUUGCGGUGUCAAGAGAAACCGUGUGGCGCGCUUCUCGAUCUCAGGCAUUUGGUCACGUGACACGAAUUGGGGAUUCGAAAAUCGUCGUUGGCUCCUGUGGAGGUGAAUGUGGUGGAUGCUGGCCGGAUCCCCAUUUAAAAUUGGAACCUGCUGAUAAGCCCCAUCGGUGA
Mesocestoides corti is the source of this 543-nucleotide messenger RNA. Lineage: Eukaryota; Metazoa; Platyhelminthes; Cestoda; Cyclophyllidea; Mesocestoididae. The record is from the annotation of a GenBank genome assembly.